AUGGAUAUCGAUGAUAUUUUAAAAGAUUUUGAAGAAUCUUCACGAAAUGAACAACUUAAUACAAGAUCAUCAAACACUGCAAAUUUAUAUCAAGAAUUAUUAACAUGUAUGAUUAAUGAAAGAAUGUCACCCGAAUUAUUACCUUAUAAACAUGAACUUAUGUCAUCCAUAUUAUCAGCUAUGUCAGAUCAACAACAAUUUUUAUUAGAAUCACAUGAAUAUGGAGAUAUGAAUUCAUCAAAUGGAAUAUUAUCAAGUGAUUUUAAAUUACAAUUAAUGAUUAUUGAAACUGAUUUAGAAAGAUUAAAUUUCAUCAUUCGAAUGUAUAUAAGAACAAGAAUAUCAAAAUUAAAUAAAUUUACUAUAUUUUAUAUUAAUGAAAAUAAUGCCAAUGAUCAAUUAUUAAGUAAACAAGAAAAGAGAUAUUUACAAAAAUAUUUCCAAAUAUUAAGUCAAUUGUAUAAUAAUUGUUUUUUAAAGAAAAUGCCUCAAUCAUUAACUUUCUUAGAUGACACUCGUGGUGCUGAAUCUAUGGUGGUGACUCCAGAUAUAGAUCAACCAGUAUUUAUUAAAUGUAUCCUGGAUAGACCAAUUAUAUUAGAUCGAGAUGGAAAUACAGAAAUUGACUUGGAAUUGGUGAAAAAUGGUGUAUAUGUGGUAAAAUAUAGUCUAGUUAAAAAGUAUAUAGAAAUAGGCGAUAUAAUAAUGAUUUAA
Candida tropicalis MYA-3404 is the source of this 714-nucleotide messenger RNA. It is a transcript of the gene SLD5, whose product is annotated as DNA replication protein. The coding region runs from base 1 to 714 and encodes 237 amino acids. The record is from RefSeq and is a predicted model, not a curated record. Gene Ontology annotation, biological process: double-strand break repair via break-induced replication; DNA-templated DNA replication. Gene Ontology annotation, cellular component: GINS complex. The transcript has a single exon. Lineage: Eukaryota; Fungi; Ascomycota; Pichiomycetes; Serinales; Debaryomycetaceae.